AUGGGCUACCUUCGCGCCGAAGAGACUUUGUCGCCGUAUGCCGACUUUUACGAGCGCAUGCAUGCCAUGAUGGACACGCGCGUGGAUCCGUGCGACGACUUUUACGCCUACGCGUGCGGCGGCUGGCUCCAAGCGACCGAUACAACAAGCGACGACGACAGCGCGUUUGGGCGUGUCACGACCUACGUCAACAGUGUUCUCGACGCGAUCAUUGCGGCGGCGCCACCCGGCAUCCACGAGUUUCAUUCAGCAUGCCUCGCCGAAGGCGACGUCAACGACGACGCUAUUGCUGCCAUCAAUGCUCAAAUUGAAGCGCUUGCAACCAUCGACACGGCCGACGCACUGCUGCGAUACGCGGGUGCGCUCGUCGCCUCGACGUCCAUCUCGGCCUUUCUGGAUGUGGGGCUCACACCCGACGCAGCCAACAGCUCCGUGUACGUCUUGGAACUCACGCAAACCGUCUUGACGCUGCCUUCCUUGGUGUCCUAUGCGACGUCCGAGAAGUAUAUGGAGCACCUCGUCGAGUACAUGGCGAGCUUUGCAGUCGUGCCCGCGCUUGCAGCGACCAACGUCACCGCCCUCGCGCUCGAUGUUCUUGCAUUUGAAGUGCGCUUGGCCAGUAUCUCGGUGCCAGCCGAAGUGCUGCGCGAUCCACGGUCGACGUACCAUCCCGUCACGAUGCGCGAGGUCCACGCCACGUACCCUUACAUUGCGGCUUUUCUUGACGGCUUGCACGCAGACGCCUUGGGCAAUGACGACGCCACCAUCGUCCUUGGCACGCCAACGUUUUUCGCUGCACAAACGCAGCUGCUGGCGUCCACGCACCUUGCGACGCUCAAAAACUACCUGCGCUUCCGUAUUGUGCAUGGCCAGAGAACUCUGCUUGGCGACGCGGCGCGGCGGGCGUACCGUCAAUGGGAGGUCGCGCUCUACGGCGUGCCACCCACCGAGUCGCGCUCGGACUUUUGCCAGCAAUUGCUGCAGGCGUACUUGGGGCCGCAGAUCGGAAAGUUCUUUCUCGAGCGUGUGUUGGAUGAGACGUCGGCAACAGAGGCGACAGACCUCGUCCACGAAGUCCAAGCCGCGCUAGUCACUGUCUUGGCCAACACGCCGUGGCUCGACGCAGCCACACGCGCCCGAGCGCUCGAGAAAGCAUCGGCCAUCGAAACGUUCGUCGGCGGCCCAACGGCAGACGAAGUGCCCGUGGCUUUGAACGCGACCAAUUUUUACGCCAACAUGAUGGCCUUCACGGCGCUCUACAAUGCGUAUGCGCUCGGGAGUAUCGGGACAUCCGUCGACGCGACGGCGUGGGGCAUGGGCGCCUUUACGGUCAACGCGUACAACGACCCAUUGGCGAAUGCCAUUUAUCUGCCUGCAGCAAUCCUCCAGCUACCCAUCUAUGGCGCAUCCAAGCUUCCGCCCGCCGUCAACUAUGCGCGGUUGGGCAUGAUCAUCGGCCACGAGCUCAUGCACGGCUUUGACGACCAAGGUCGCAACUACGAUGCGCGCGGGAACCUUGUCGACUGGUGGUCGUCGAGUGUCCAAGCCACGUUCGAGGCCCGUGCGCAGUGCUUGGUGGACGAGUACAAUGCGUUUCAAGUGUACGGCCGCGCGACAAACAAGUCGGUUCUGCUCGGAUCGGUCAACGGCAACCUCACGCUGGGCGAAAACAUUGCCGACAGCAGCGGCGUCAGGAUCGGACACGUGGCGUUUGCGACUGCCAGGCAAGUGAAUCCCUCCCGCUUUAGCACAGACGACAACGACGAUGACAAGGUGUACUUUACCGCGUUCGCCCAGCUCUGGUGCGAAACGGCGUCGGAUACUGCCAUGACGUGGCGUCUCGAGAACGACGUACACGCGCCCAGCGAGUGGCGCGUCCGCGGCCCACUGCGCAACUAUGAUGCAUUUGCCUCUGCGUUUCAGUGCCCCGUAGGAUCGCGCAUGAACCCCGCCACCAAAUGCGUCAUGUGGUAA
Saprolegnia diclina VS20 is the source of this 1974-nucleotide messenger RNA. RefSeq lists its product as hypothetical. Gene Ontology annotation, cellular component: plasma membrane. The record is from RefSeq and is a predicted model, not a curated record. The transcript has a single exon. Lineage: Eukaryota; Oomycota; Saprolegniomycetes; Saprolegniales; Saprolegniaceae. Gene Ontology annotation, molecular function: metalloendopeptidase activity. Bases 1 to 1974 code for a protein of 657 amino acids. Gene Ontology annotation, biological process: protein processing.